Molecule: messenger RNA, 1441 nt
Organism: Ailuropoda melanoleuca (giant panda)
Lineage: Eukaryota; Metazoa; Chordata; Mammalia; Carnivora; Ursidae
Product: EF-hand calcium-binding domain-containing protein 9-like
Exons: 2
Coding region: 831-1373 (180 amino acids)
Biological process (GO): sperm capacitation; flagellated sperm motility
Cellular component (GO): sperm principal piece; cytoplasm
Molecular function (GO): calcium ion sensor activity; calcium ion binding
Source: RefSeq, a predicted model, not a curated record
UCUUGUACUUCCCGAGACACAUGAUUAGUGAGUGGAAUUUCUGGCAAAAACCUUCCCUGCUGUUUAAGCCACGGUAUUUGUUCUCUGUCUAUGAUUGAAUACAUAUGUAUUAAUUAAUCUGCAAAAGACAUGGCUUCACUGUGGAAAGACUGUGUCAGACAGACGUUUGAAUCCCAGCUCUCCCCCUCCAAGUGGGGUUCACCGGCCAGCAUCGCCAAGGAGCUUGUGAGAAAUGUAGACUCCGUCCAACGCCAGGUUUCAUGAAUCAGAAUCUGUAUUUGUGUAUGAUUCUCAAGUGAAUGGUAUGCCCAUUACAGUUAGAGAAGCAUUGAAAUAGACCUGUUACUAUCUGAGGCUUCUUAUAAAAGGGUGUGAUACCGGUUUCCCUGUAGGAGUGUCGGGGUUCGGUGGAAUGCAGCAGUUAAAGCAUCUAGAACCUAAGGGGUGCCGUGAUUGCUCCUUUCCCCCAUAGCCAAAGGCAUGUGCUUCACGUAAGCAGGAGGAAUACUGAUACUUUUAUAGAAAUGAUUUUUAAGUUUCUCCUGUUUUCAUGAUCUCAAAUGAAAGACCCAGGCGAGACUCAGGUUCUCCAAGCAAGUGUCCUAGGUCCCCAGUGAGAACUCAGCUCUCCCCUGUAUGAGGAGCACUCCGUGCUUUUAUCGGUCACGGACACAGCCCUGCCGGCUCAGUCAGGAACUUGAGCUGGGCUCAGGAACCGAGCCCAACCCACCGUCUCAUCCUCCACAGAUCUGGGCACAGGGUGUGGGCACAGGGUGCUGUCACAUGGCUCCGGGGCAGUUAAGGUUUGAGGAAUUGUGGACGGUAUAGCAAUGAGGCGAGAGACGAAGUGUUAUCGUUCCUCUUCCGGGUCAGCAAGCUUCCAGCGUUACUGCCGUUUAUGUGGCUCCCGCUCGCUCGGCAUCGGGAAGGUUCUCAGAAUAACCCAUCUCUUCAUCCCCCCCUUAACAGAUGUGCUGUUCUAUCACUUCCUUCACCACGUGACCAGCUGGAAACGGACGCAGAUCAUGGUCGUGUUUAACAUGCUGGACUGGAACGCUACGGGCGAGAUUGGUUUUGACCAGUUCUACAUGUUGGUAUGCAUCCUGCUGGCACAACAGAACCACUUGGAAGAGCAAUUUAUCUUCCGCCAUUCCCGGCCUGUCUUUGAGCUGCUUGACCUGGACGGGGAGCUGAGAAUUGGUCCAGACAACUUCCACAUGUACAACUUUCUCUUCAAUAUUAAGAAACAGGACCUCAAAGAGCUCUACCAUGACUUUGACAUCACAGGUGACCGUGUAAGUGCAGAUUCCUUAAGUGUGACCUGGCAGCCUCUCUGUCCAAAGGCAGAGAGAAUGUCCUACUCUCUACUGUAGACACAGAUGGGGAAAACCUGCUCGAGCAUGUCAUGGCACUGGGAUCAGAAAAAACUGAAGAGAUUUAU